This is a messenger RNA of Tetrapisispora phaffii CBS 4417, 2202 nucleotides long. It is a transcript of the gene ERG7, whose product is annotated as lanosterol synthase ERG7. The record is from RefSeq and is a predicted model, not a curated record. Gene Ontology annotation, biological process: triterpenoid biosynthetic process; ergosterol biosynthetic process. Gene Ontology annotation, molecular function: lanosterol synthase activity. Gene Ontology annotation, cellular component: lipid droplet. The transcript has a single exon. The coding region runs from base 1 to 2202 and encodes 733 amino acids. Lineage: Eukaryota; Fungi; Ascomycota; Saccharomycetes; Saccharomycetales; Saccharomycetaceae.
AUGGCUAUUGAGUUCUAUUCUGAACAAAUUGGUUUACCGAAAACCGACCCAAAAUCAUGGAGGUUACGUACAGAUGAACUAGGUAGAGAGAGUUGGGAAUAUUUGAAGGAAGGGGAAGUGGAUUUAAAUGAUGAACAAUCGACCUACACUAAAUGGUUAUUGCAAGUCCCAGAUUUUCCAGCUCCAAACCCAGCCAUAAAUAGUGAAUCUGCAAAUUUCAAAGCUGAAAAUGCAUGUCACAAUGGUGCAUCUUUCUACAAAUUAUUGCAGGAUCCGACCUCAGGGAUGUUUCCUUGCCAAUAUAAGGGCCCAAUGUUCAUGGCCAUUGGUUAUAUUGCCGUCAAUUACAUCGCUGGCAUUGAAAUCCCUGAUCAUGAAAGAAUUGAAAUGAUAAGAUAUAUUGUGAACACUUCGCAUCCUGUCGAUGGAGGAUGGGGUUUACACUCCGUCGAUAAAAGUACUGUAUUUGGUACUGCAUUGAACUACGUUAACUUACGUCUAUUGGGUUUAUCAAAAGAUCAUCCAGUAUGUGUGAAAGCAAGAGACACUCUGAUGAGAUUAGGUGGUGCAAUCGGUGCACCACAUUGGGGUAAGAUUUGGUUAAGUGCCUUGAAUCUAUACAAAUGGGAAGGUGUUAAUCCUGCUCCACCUGAAACAUGGUUAUUACCAUAUUCUCUACCAAUCCAUCCGGGUAGAUGGUGGGUUCACACUAGAGGUGUUUAUAUUCCCGUUAGUUAUCUUUCUUUGACAAAGUAUACUUGUGAAUUAACACCCUUAUUAGCUGAAAUAAGAACUGAAAUUUAUACAAAAGAUUUUGAGAGUAUCGAUUUUUCCAAACACAGAAAUACAGUUUGCGGUGUUGAUCUUUACUACCCACAUUCUAAACUAUUGGAUGUUGCCAAUGAUUGUUUAGUAUUCUAUGAAAACUAUCUUAGACCAGAAUGGGUAUAUGAAAAGUCAAGAAAAUCUGUCUACGAAUUAAUUAAAAAAGAAAUUGAAAAUACUGAUUACCUUUGUAUUGCACCAGUUAACCAAGCGUUCUGUGCUUUGGUGACUCUUAUUGAAGAAGGAAAGAAUUCUAAACAAUUUGAAAGAUUCCAAUACAGAAUGAAAGAUGCUUUAUUCCAUGGUCCUCAAGGUAUGACAGUCAUGGGUACAAAUGGUACUCAGGUUUGGGAUUGUGCUUUCUUUAUUCAAUAUUAUUUUGUAGCCGGUUUAGCUGAAAAACCUGAAUUUUACGAUGCAAUUUCAGCUGCGUACAAGUUUUUAUGCCGCUCUCAAUUUGAUACAGAAUGUGAACCUGGAAGCUUUAGAGAUAAAAGGGUAGGUGCUUGGGGUUUUUCUACCAAAACGCAAGGUUACACAGUAUCUGAUUGUACUGCUGAAUCUAUUAAAGCUAUCAUUAUGGUUCGAAAUUCUCCAACAUUUGCAAAAAUUCAUAAUGAAUUUUCUGAUGAAAGACUCUACAAAGGUAUUGAUAUAUUGAUGAGCUUACAAAACUUGGGCUCAUUUGAAUACGGUUCAUUUGCAACUUAUGAAAAAAUUAAAGCGCCAUUAUUUAUGGAAGCAUUGAACCCAGCAGAAGUGUUUGGUAACAUCAUGGUUGAAUAUCCGUACGUUGAAUGUACCGAUUCCUCAGUCUUGGGUUUAACUUAUUUCCAUAAACAUUAUGACUAUAAAAAAGAGGAAAUUUCUAAGCGUAUUAAGCUUGCCAUUGAUUAUAUUAAGUCAUGUCAACAAAAAGAUGGCAGUUGGUAUGGUUGCUGGGGUAUUUGCUUUACAUAUGCUGGUAUGUUUGCAAUGGAAGCGUUAGAAACUGUUGGUGAAAACUACAAAAACUCGGAAGUAGUUCGUAAAGGUUGUGACUUUUUAGUGAAAAAGCAAAUGGAAGAUGGUGGAUGGAGUGAAUCUAUGAAAUCUAGUGAAUUACACACUUACGUUUCAAGCGAAAGAUCUUUGGUUGUUCAAACUGCAUGGGUUUUAAUAGCUUUAUUAUUGGCUAAAUAUCCGCAUAAGGAUGUUAUUGAUAGAGGUAUUCAACUUUUGAAGAGCAGGCAACAACCAUCAGGUGAAUGGAAAUUUGAAGAAGUGGAAGGUGUUUUUAAUCAUUCCUGUGCAAUUGAAUACCAAAGUUAUAGAUUUUUGUUCCCAAUUAAAGCAUUAGGCUUAUAUGUUAAAAAUUAUGGCAAUGAUUCCAUCUGA